ACUGUACAAUCAUAUGAUAAACAGUCAGCAAACAUAUAAUAUCAAGGAAAUUGUUUUAUUUAUACAGAUAUAGUUUAGAAAUAGUUUGCUUGUUGUUUGCCAAACAAAACUUAGUGAAAAAAAUCACUAAACGAUCAAAGUCCAUUGUGUGAACAAAUUGCGAUUGAAUUCAAUUCAAAGUGAAAAUGUCUCGAACCAAGGAUACAUUGGCGUUAUUGAAGGGAUUGCAGCUGAUUGCCAAGGCCUCAGUGCGAACAAAUGAAGAAUAUUUGCGACAUUUAUGGUCAAACUCAAGUAUACGCGAUGUAAUUUCAAGUAAUUGUGAACAAGCAAAGCACUUCACAAAUCGAAUAACUACGAAUCCAAACAAAGAAUUCGAAGAUGUUGCAAAUGCCCUAAAAGAAACUGUGGAACGAUCAAGUGUUGUAGCUGAAAGUUUAUAUCGUUUUGGUGUAUCGCAAUCGACUACAAUGCAAAAGAUUAACGAAAUAUCGAAUAAACCGAAGGAAGUUAUGAACACGGUUACAAGUGCUGGUCAAUUGGAUAUAUCGGCAAUCACGUUAAAAGAACUAGAGCAAUAUCUUUCGAAUCAAUAUAAUAAAAAAGAUGAAAAAGAUUCAAAUGAACCGGAGGCCAAUCGAAAUGAGCCACCAAUUGAUUUUGGCGGUGAGCCGAGUUCAACCGUCAACCCAAAGCAAUUGUUAAAUGACGAGAAAUAUGUAAAAGAAUGGAUGCAAUUCAUAGCAGAGCAUAAACCAGUGACAGCGCAAUCGGACGAUACUCCAAAAAGUGAACCAGAGAAUGUGGCACAAAAAGUGUCGUCUCAACCGCAGCCACAAUCGGAAGCACAACCCAUUGAAUUACCAGUAUUGAGUGCGGUAGCUAAGCAGCGCAAAGUACCCUCAUCGCGAAUCGGACGAAUGGCCACAUUUGGCACAUUGUUUGCUGGUCUUGGUUUGGGCACAGUAAAUGAAUUGACAAAGGGUGCUUUGGGACUGGGUGGCUCAAAAGAUAUGAAAUCGGCACUUUUUAGUCCAAAAAAUGCUGAACGCAUUGUUGACACGUUGUGUCGUGUUCGUGGAGCGGCGCUAAAACUUGGUCAAAUUCUAAGUAUACAAGAUUCAACGAUUGUUUCACCACAUUUGGCAAAAGCAUUCGAUCGUGUACGUCAAGCAGCCGAUUAUAUGCCCGAUUGGCAAGUCGAAAAAGUGUUGAAAAAUGAAUUCGGAAACGAUUGGCGCAACAAAUUCAAAUCAUUCGACGAUAAACCAUUUGCAGCCGCAAGUAUUGGCCAAGUUCAUCGUGGUAUUUUACCAGAUGGCAUGGAAGUUGCGAUUAAAAUUCAAUAUCCUGGUGUUGCAAAGAGCAUUGAAAGUGAUAUCGAUAACUUGGUUGGUAUGCUGAAGGUGUGGGACGUUUUUCCACCCGGCAUUUUUAUCGAUAACGUUGUUAAAGUGGCCAAACGUGAACUUGUAUGGGAAGUUGACUAUCUGCGUGAGGCUAACUAUACGGAGAAAUAUGGUGAAAUGAUUUCUGUUCACAAGGAAUAUCGAGUACCAAAAGUCAUUCGGGAGUUAACAACGAAAAGCAUUUUGACUACUGAACUUGUGCCCGGAAUACCGUUGGAUAAAUGCUUUGAUCUCAGUGAAGAGCAUCGGAAAAUCAUUGGAACAUCCGUAUUGAAAUUGUGUCUUCGUGAACUUUUCGAAUUGAGAUGCAUGCAAACAGAUCCAAACUGGUCGAAUUUCCUGUACGAUGUCAACACAAAACAAUUAAUGCUAAUCGAUUUUGGAUCAACACGAUUUUACACGGACGAAUUUAUAAAUAAUUACAAAGAGAUUAUUCGUGCUGCGGUCGCUGAUGAUUUUGAUAAAGUUUUGAAUUUAUCACAAAAAAUGCAAUUUUUAACAGGUUAUGAAACGAAACAAAUGAAGGAGGCCCAUGUGAAUGCAACUAUGAUCUUGGGCGAAAUGUUUCGAUACGAUGGUGAAUUUGAUUUUGGCAAACAGAGUCAAACAAAACGCAUCGCUAAUCUGGUCCCAACAAUGAUUGCACAUCGACUAUGUCCUCCUCCUGAGGAAAUCUAUUCGAUACAUCGUAAAUUAUCUGGUGUAUUUUUGCUUUGUUCACGACUCAAUGUUAAAUUUGAUUGUCGUCCAAUUUAUGAAGAAAUUAUUAAUCGAUCUUAAUAUUAAAUGUAUGUUGCCCACAGUCAGGUUGCUCCUUUAAAAAGCUUUAUUCUAUGAGUUGUAAAAUGGUAUUUGAAACAAAAUUU
This is a messenger RNA of Contarinia nasturtii (swede midge), 2275 nucleotides long. It is a transcript of the gene Coq8, whose product is annotated as atypical kinase COQ8B, mitochondrial. The coding region runs from base 186 to 2189 and encodes 667 amino acids. The record is from RefSeq and is a predicted model, not a curated record. Gene Ontology annotation, biological process: ubiquinone biosynthetic process. Gene Ontology annotation, molecular function: kinase activity. Gene Ontology annotation, cellular component: extrinsic component of mitochondrial inner membrane. The transcript is spliced from 3 exons. NCBI's taxonomy places the organism in Eukaryota, Metazoa, Arthropoda, Insecta, Diptera, Cecidomyiidae.